Molecule: messenger RNA, 1158 nt
Organism: Cimex lectularius (bed bug)
Lineage: Eukaryota; Metazoa; Arthropoda; Insecta; Hemiptera; Cimicidae
Product: atrial natriuretic peptide receptor 3
Exons: 5
Coding region: 194-907 (237 amino acids)
Molecular function (GO): peptide hormone binding; signaling receptor activity
Source: RefSeq, a predicted model, not a curated record
GUUUCGCGUCGGCGACCCUACAUUCUUACAAAUCAGCGUAUUACCAAAUAAGGAAAAAAUUGCUGUGCUCAGUUGAAAUUGGUGACGGCCACUUUAGUGCCAGUGUGAUAGUAUUGUUACAGUGUUUCGUCCCGUUGGAGGGCUUCGUCGGAAGAUCAAAAUUUUUCAGAAUUUUAAAUAUUUUGGUGAGGUGAUGCUGAGGGUAAUCGUGCCCCUUUAUUGUUGCUGUUUCUGGGUCCUCGGUUCAUCAGCUGAAGUCAUCACAGCUUUCGUCAUCCUCCCUCAGAACGACAGCUACCUAAUAUCGAUCGAAAAAACGAAAGCCGUCUUUCAUCUCGCGUCCUCAGCGGCCGAGUCGAUUCUUCCUUCGUACCAGUUCAAAUUCGUCUUCAGAGAUGACAAAUGUGAGCCGGAUUUGGCGAUGCAGCGUGCAGUCACUGCGAAUCAAUGCCACCAAGGAGAACAGAAUAGGGCCAAUGUGAUUUUCGGGCCCAUGUGCGAAUUCUGUGUCGCUCAAGUGGCUCGUGUCAUAAAGUUCUGGUCGAUUCCAAUGAUAUCCACGGGAGGUCUCACAUUCGACUUCUCCAAACCCAAGACUGAGCCCGAAACCGAAUUCUUCCUACUCGUACGUCUCGGUAUGCUCGAUUUCUUGAAGAUGUCGCUUGCAUUAGUGUCCAUUUUCGAAAGGUACGGAUGGCAUCGAGUGCUUCUUGUGUACGAGAAGGACGGCUGCAUGUGGCUCGCUGGAAAGUGGACAUGCAAGCUCAUGAUGGAAACGCUCGUAGAACUUUUCAAGACGAAGGAAAUCGUGUUCGACGCCAUCGACAUCAGUCGACACCGGGAUAUACCUCUUUACGAGAUCCUCAAUAGAGAAAACCUGAAUUAUUCAAGUAAGCCAUACUGGUAGCCGGGUGUCAUCACCCGAGAAUAAUGAGAGAUCAUAUUUUGUCUAGAUUAAAGAGCAAGAUAAUGUUAUGUAUGUUGACAUGUUAGUUAUAUUUGUACAACCGCAUUAAGCCUAGUUGAAGUAACCUAGCUUUGUCCUGUGUGCAUGCGCUUGAAAACCCACCUACCUUAAAGUGCCCAAUUGAAUAUUUAAUUAUGUAAACUUAUUUUUUUAAAGCACCGUAAUGCCGAUUUGAUAAUUUUAAUUAAAAA